AUGACACCGUACGAGGCGUUAUAUAGUCGUAAGUGUCGUACUCCUACCUGUUGGACUGAGCUAGGCGAACGGCGAGUUCUAGGGCCAAAGUUAGUUUUCGAUAUCAAAGAGAAGGUAAAACUGAUUCAAGACCGAUUGAAGGAAGCAUCUAAUAGGCAGAAGUCUUGUGCGGAUCUUAAACGCCAAGAAAUUGAGUAUUUUGUCGGGGAUUACGUUUUUCUCAAGGUUUCACCAUGGAAAAAGAUACUGAGGUUUGGUCGGAAAGGUAAGCUUAGCCCUAGGUUCAUUGGGCUUUACCGUAUACUGAAGCGUGUGGGACCGGUCACUUAUCAACUUGAGUUGCCUUCAGAAUUAGACCAGAUUCACGAUGUGUCCCACGUCUCCAUGUUAAGGUGUUAUCACUCUGAUCUCGCACACAUCGUACCAGUUGAGGAGAUCGAGGUUAGGCUAGAUCUAACCAUUGAGGAGGAGCCAGUGCAGAUAUUGGGGAGCCAGUGCAGAUAUUGGACCGUGAGCAAGAACCAUAGGAGCAAUCUCACCACAAAAGAAAAGGAUGAGGAACAAGAGCCCGAAAGGACGGCGAAGAUUGAGGAAUCAAAUAUUGUUGUCGGAGUUGGAUUAGAAGACGUUGGUGAGAGUUCGUUUGAGAUUUUUAUUGAUGGUAAGUUAUUCCCGGAUCUUUCGGGCCUUCAGCCAGAUUUAUGGGAAGAUCCCAAGUGGGAUGUUCUCAGUUUUCUUGUUCAGUAUUUGUUGGCUUUUGGCAUCGUUUUCGCAGUAUAUCUCAAAGCUCUUUAUCUUUGCCUUUUUUUUCCAUUGUUCGGUUUUACUGUGUUAAUGCCUAAAAUGAUUGAUGUUUGA
Molecule: messenger RNA, 858 nt
Organism: Gossypium raimondii (Peruvian cotton)
Lineage: Eukaryota; Viridiplantae; Streptophyta; Magnoliopsida; Malvales; Malvaceae
Exons: 2
Coding region: 1-858 (285 amino acids)
Source: RefSeq, a predicted model, not a curated record